This is a messenger RNA of Emiliania huxleyi CCMP1516, 612 nucleotides long. RefSeq lists its product as hypothetical. Gene Ontology annotation, biological process: sister chromatid cohesion. The record is from RefSeq and is a predicted model, not a curated record. The coding region runs from base 1 to 612 and encodes 203 amino acids. The transcript has 3 exons. Gene Ontology annotation, cellular component: cohesin complex; nucleus. Lineage: Eukaryota; Haptophyta; Isochrysidales; Noelaerhabdaceae. Gene Ontology annotation, molecular function: DNA binding.
AUGGAUAUGAACGCGGUCGUCGGGCCCAACGGCUCAGGCGUGCGAACGGCGCGCCUGCGACGCCGCUGCGUGCAUCGCGCCGACGCCUGCCCCCCGCCUCGCGCAGGCAAGUCCAACCUGAUGGACAUGAUCGCCUUUACUGUGGGCCUCUCCUCCUCGGAUCUGCGAGGCAAGACGCUCAAGGACCUGGUCUACCGCAACAGCCCCGACGAGGACAUCUCCGAACGAGGUGCCUCCGUCUCGCUGGUCGUCACGUGCGACGGCGCGGAGACGCGCUUCACGCGGAGCAUCACCCCGGCGGGCGUGGGAAAGUACUCGGUCAACGGCAAGACGGUCAGCGCGCAGGCGUACGACGAGAAGCUCAAGACGUUCGGCGUCCUCUCCAAGGCCCACAACGGGUUCCUCGUCUUCCAGGGCUACGUGUCCGAGCUGGCGCAAAAGUCUGCCAAGGAGCUCUCGAAGCUGUUCGAGCAGAUCUCGGGCUCCGAGGAGCUGACGGAGGAGUACGACGCACUCGCCGCCGAGAAGAAGCGCGCCGAGGAGGAGCAGAUCUUCAACCAGCAGAAGAAGAAGGGGCUCGCGCAGGAGCGUCACUUUAAUUUAUUUAAUUAA